AUGCGUUGCAGAAGCCGUGCUUUUUCUUCUGCGUCUUCCGCAGCUGCAAGCCUCUCAAGCAGUUCUCGCGACAUUAUGGCGGUUCUGAGUCGAAUCUCUGAGCCCAUUCCUCCUGAAAUCCUCGACACAUGCCUCCAGUCUCACUUGGACGACCACGAAACUUUGUUGGUGGCAGCCCUAGUUUGCAGGGAUUGGGCUCCCGUCGCGCAACGUGUCCUACUCAAGUCGAUAAAAUUCAACCAGUCUAACAUGAUAGCCUACGACCGGGCAGUCACUCUGCUCGCAGAGCUCCUCGAAGAGAAACCAGAGCUCAUCCCGUUCAUACGUGAGGUCGAGUUCCUCUGGAGUCACAGGUGGCUCACAAUUUUCUUCGAACGGAUCGAGUUGUCUUCCGUAACGAGCUUCACGCUCAAAGAAAUGUCAUACCUCCAAAUUCCAGCAGAAGAUCUCCAGGCGGAGAGACGACUCGUGAAGCUGCCGUCGAUGACCACUGUCGAUCUCACCGGAUGCACGUUCGAAGAUGUGAGGCAGCUGACGGCUCUCCUCGGGGAAUGUGGCCUGAACGUCAAGAAGCUCAAGCUGCACCGCGUUUGCCUCCUCCGGCACCGAUAUCCUGCCUUCAAACGAGACAACCGAUUCAACCUCAUUACCGACUCGCACGGAUACCCCAUCGAAGACGAGGAGCGCUUUCCGCCGCCGAUCAAGUUGGACCCGUUCGCGGGUGAAUGUGCUAAGCUCGAGAAGCUCGAGCUUGUACGCGGGGCUUCUGUGCUGCUGGCUGCAUGGUUGAUCUGGGAUUCUUCGCCGUUCGACCUGACUGGACUUAAGACCCUACGUUACGAGGAGGACGGUCACGAACGAUAUAAUGCGAGGGACGAUGAACAGCGCUUCAGGAUUCAGAGCGACAGGGCAGCCGUGACGACGAUCCUGGAGAAAUGUGCCUCUACACUCGAGCAUCUGGAGAUGUACGCAGCGCGGAGUGUUUCGGAGGGUGAUGAGAUAGAUAUCAGCCCUAAAGCGCUCCCAAACCUCAAGACUUUGACCAUCGCCGGUCUUUGUCCAGAUUCAAUUAAGACAGCCAUUCGCUGGGUCACCUCGCUCACGUCAGAGAACCGUAUCCACCAUUUGACACUGAAAGUCUCGUUCGGAAGCUUGGCUGUUCGCAAAGACGCCACUCAGAGUUGGGCGGAUCUUGACAACGCAUUGGAUGACCUCAACCUUCCUUUCUUGCGAGGCAUCGACGUCAAGAUACCCCGGAAGCAUAACCAGUCCGACGAAGAUGUGGAGAAACGCCUGAAGAAGUACUUCCCGCGCAUAUCGGGGAGGGAGAGUUGCAAGUUGGUGGUGUUGUAG
Cyclocybe aegerita is the source of this 1353-nucleotide messenger RNA. The record is from the annotation of a GenBank genome assembly. NCBI's taxonomy places the organism in Eukaryota, Fungi, Basidiomycota, Agaricomycetes, Agaricales, Hemipholiotaceae.